This is a messenger RNA of Dermatophagoides pteronyssinus (European house dust mite), 2022 nucleotides long. RefSeq names its product low-density lipoprotein receptor-related protein 1-like. Gene Ontology annotation, cellular component: signaling receptor complex; plasma membrane. NCBI's taxonomy places the organism in Eukaryota, Metazoa, Arthropoda, Arachnida, Sarcoptiformes, Pyroglyphidae. The record is from RefSeq and is a predicted model, not a curated record. Gene Ontology annotation, molecular function: low-density lipoprotein particle receptor activity; Wnt-protein binding; Wnt receptor activity. Gene Ontology annotation, biological process: canonical Wnt signaling pathway.
UCAAAUAUAAAAACAACAACAUAGUAACAGUCAAAUGAACAUUUCCAAAUGGAUCAUAUGAAAUUCUUGAUAAUAAUAAUUCAUAUUUUACAUACAGUGUCAUCAUCAUCAUCAGAAUCAUCUUCAGCAACAAAUUCACAAACAGCGAAUGUUAGUAGUUUUAGCAAUUAUAAUUGUAAUAAUCAAUAUGAAUAUCAAUGUUUAACAUCAUUUGAAUGUAUACCAAAAUUAUGGCGUUGUGAUCAAAUUGUUGAUUGUCGUGAUGGUUCGGAUGAAUGGUUACAAACGGAUUUUAAUCUUUUCGAUGAAGAUGUUGUUCUUGAUGAUCAAGUUUUUAAAUCAUAUGAAGGAUUAAUAUCAUCAUCGGUUAAUAAUAAUAAUGGUGAUGAUAAUGAAAAUGGUGAUGGUCAAGGAUCACCAACCAUUACAAUAAAUGAUGAAUGGUGUCAACCAUGUGGUCAACAUGAUAAAAAUGAAGAAAUAUUUCAAUGUCAACAAUCUGGUGAUUGUAUACCAAGUGGUUGGUUAUGUGAUGGUCAAUUAGAUUGUGGUAAAUAUACAAAUUAUAAUAAUGGACAAGAUAAAAGUGAUGAAUCGAAUGAUAUUUGUAAUGGAAAAAUCCAGGAAAAACGUUUGAAAUUAAUUAAUAUUCCAAAUUAUCAAUGGAAAUUGAAUCAAACAAAAUCAUUAUCGAUUGUACAUUUUAAUCAAACACAUUUACAACAAAUAUCUAUUGAAAAAUGGUCAUCAAAUCAAACAACACCAUUGAUUCAUUAUUAUGGUGAACAUACUACAUCGAUAACAAUUCGAGGACCAGAUUUUUGUUGGAUUGAAAGACAAUCAGUAAAUUGUUGGGAAUUUAAAUCAUCCAAACAAUCUCGAUUAUUAUUACCAAUUUAUAUUAAUGUAAAUCAAAUUGAUCGAAUCAUAUAUGAUUGGCAACAACAAUUAUGGUUUCUAUUGGAUCGUACAAAUGAAUUAUUGUAUCAAUGUUAUGAUCAUAGUAGCAAAUGUAUUGUACGAAUUGAUCAUCGUAUAUUGAGUAGACCAUUCGAUAUACAAUUUGAUUCGAAUGAAAGAAUAUUAUUCAUAUCAAGACAAGGUGAUCGUAUACAACGUCCAAGUAAAUUAUUAUCACCAGCAAUUUUACGAUUUCAUAUUGGAAAUAAUAAUAAUGAUAACCAUGAACGAAUUGUUAAUAUUUCAAUUGUUGAACCAAAAUAUAUGGCAUUAGAUCAAGUUAAACGACGUUUAUAUUGGAUUGAUACUAAAUUGGAACUUCUUCAAUCAGUAAACUAUGAUGGUAAUGAACGAUAUAAAUUUAAAAUCGAAUCAACCGUAGGUAGACAAAUGAUUGAAAGUUGGUUACACCUGGCAUCGAUGGCUAUGAUUGCCUAUAAUGAUUCGCUAUAUUUAUUAAAUCGAAAUGAAAUAAUUGAAAAAACUGUUCAUCAAACGAAAAUUCUCGCCACCAACAACAAUACAAGCAAUAUAAAGAUACCUAUGGAAGUAAACAACAUAACGAAUACAUUGAUCAAAUGGACUUUAACAUUGAUAACGAUUAAUGAUGGCCAAAUGAUGAUAAUGAAAAAAAAUCAUCAAAUUUUAUCCGAUUCAGAUUUGAUGAUGAUUUAUUCGACAUUGAUAUUGUCAACACCGAAAUUGGCAAAUCAAACUGUAGCAAAGAAAUCGUUAAUUUUAAACAAUGAUGAUGAUAUGAUCCACGAUGAUCGAAUCCUUAUAUAUUCUCGAUCACAGCCAGGUUUAAUACAAUUUAGAAAUUUAGAUAAAAACUUUACAGACGUGCUUCCAAUAACAUUUAGUCGAUCACCAACAACAUUCGAUAUCGAUCCAUUUGAUAAUGUCAUUUAUUAUCUUGAUGAUUUUAAAACAAAUCUUUUAUAUGAAGAUAUUGGUCAUCGUUUUAGGCAAUCAUCGAAAAUGGAUUCGACAAAUUACAUUGAUAGAACCAGAACAAUUGAUUUGAAAUUUUUUCGAUCAACAUCCAAUAUUAAUCAACCA